CACCUGGCUCGCACAGUUUUACGUGAGCAAUGGGGAACUUUCUUGCAUGCUCUACCAGCGCUCAUGUGACAUGGGCCUUGGCGUCCCAUUCAACAUUGCCUCCUACGCCCUCUUGACCAUCCUCAUCGCAAAGGCGACGGGGCUGCGGCCGGGAGAGUUGGUGCACACCCUUGGUGACGCUCACGUGUACAGCAAUCACGUCGAGCCGUGCAAUGAGCAACUGAAACGUGUGCCACGUGCCUUUCCGUAUCUUGUGUUUCGCCGCGAGCGCGAGUUCCUGGAGGACUACGAGGAGGGUGACAUGGAGGUCAUUGACUAUGCGCCAUACCCUCCCAUCUCCAUGAAGAUGGCGGUUUAG
Molecule: messenger RNA, 358 nt
Organism: Trypanosoma cruzi
Lineage: Eukaryota; Euglenozoa; Kinetoplastea; Trypanosomatida; Trypanosomatidae
Product: dihydrofolate reductase-thymidylate synthase, putative
Exons: 1
Biological process (GO): dTMP biosynthetic process
Cellular component (GO): cytosol; mitochondrion
Molecular function (GO): thymidylate synthase activity
Source: RefSeq, a predicted model, not a curated record